Molecule: messenger RNA, 4136 nt
Organism: Anopheles moucheti
Lineage: Eukaryota; Metazoa; Arthropoda; Insecta; Diptera; Culicidae
Exons: 7
Coding region: 2-1039 (345 amino acids)
Source: RefSeq, a predicted model, not a curated record
AAUGGUGGGUGCUUGGUGUAAAUUACAUGCCAGCUUCAUACGUCCGUCACGGACCAUCAGCUGCAAUGUGCUGAAACGGUUCAUCAGCAUCGGUAUCCUGCUACAGAUCAUCGCCAAUUGUGAUUAUGGUUUCGGUGCUAUCCGAUCGGUACAGCUGGUGGUAGAUCCUCCAGCAGUACGCCGUGGACAACAUGCAACGCUCCGCUGUCUGUACGAUCUGGAUGACUCGCCGCUGUAUUCCGUAAAGUUCUAUCGAGGCUUGCGAGAGUUCUACCGCUACUCGCCGGGCCAGCAACCGAGCAAGAAGAUUUUUCCCUUUCCCGGGAUCAAUGUUGACGCUUCACUUUCCGACAACCGACAGGUGGUUAUCAAAAAUGUUGGCUUCGGACUGUCGGGUAACUUUUCCUGCGAAGUUACUGCCGACGCACCAUCGUUUUCUACCGCCACCGAACACAUCAGCAUGCAAGUAGUGGAGCUACCAGAUAGUGGACCCACCCUAUGGACGGAGCAUACGCGGUACGAGCCCGGGGACGUGCUGAGAGCAAACUGCACCUCCCAACCAUCGAGACCGAAAGCCGAGCUAACGCUGACACUGAACAACAUGGUGCACGAGUCACUGGUCUACACAUCGCACGAAGAAUCACGAACCACCACGGACAAUCUGAUCUCCAGCAGUCUCACGCUACGGCUGCACCUUCAAAGCUCCCACUUCGGCUCGGGCCUGAUGCCAGGAUUGGGCGGUGCGUCCGGUUCCGGCGGAGCGCUACUGCUACGAUGUACCGCCACCAUCGGGAAGCUGUACGAACGCUACACCGAGCUCGAGCUGGGCGUUCCCCAGCGGGAUCCAAUACCGGCCAGAGUCACAUCGUCCGGGGGUGCAAGGAUACUCCCCAGCCCGAUAGGAGGGGGAAUGCCCGCCAGCUGGAAUCUGUGUGCGCUCGUGCUCAUCGUGCUGACACUGGUCCUGCAUAACAACCAUCCCUCAUUAGCCCAAAUCAGUCGACCGCUAUCCUCGUCCAGUGCGCUUCUUCGAAGAUAGUUUGGCUCUGCCCCGAACGCCAGUAUUCCAGUGAACGCCAGGAACGCGCUGGGUGGCUGCUAUUGAAUGCUGUUAGUGCUAACGAGGCCCACUGCAUCCCUUCCUAAACACCCAAGGCUGGCAGCAAAGAAUGGACCCCGGUACCCCAUCAUCCUCGUCCUUGCCAUCUACAAUUAUCGAACGGAGCUGACUGGAAAAACUUACUGGAUUGAAUCCUCGGAUUGUCGUACAUUUCGUUGUUCCGUUUCAUUUCAUACGUGUCUUACGUGAAAGCUCUUUUUAUCCACUCCCUCUCAAGCUCCCAUCCGUCUUCUUCCAUGCAUAAUCACACGUAAUAUUAAUGUGUGUGUAUGUGUGUGUUCGUGUGUCAUCUCGUCGAUAAAUCAUGCGGUUGGGAGAGAAUAUUUCUGCAGCUGCCUGCAGACCGCAACCAUCAUUCUGUCUGCAACAGAAGCGAAAGGCACACGACCGUAAUGUUUAGAAUGACACUAAUGAUAACGAUAAUGAUAAUGAUGAUGGUGAUGAGUGUGUUGCAGAACUCUUUACGUUUCGGUUGUUGUGGGCGUGAUAUGCACACAAAAACAUAUUCAACGUCGUCCAUCUUUAAGCGUGUAGACAUUCAAGUGGUUUAAUUGUCGGAAUUCGUUGAAUGUAAAUAUGAUCCGCUUCGAAACGCAUUCAUUGCAAUGCUAACAUACGUGUUUCGGUUCGCUAAAAAGACUCCUUAGGCAAGCUCGUGAACAAACCUCUAUUGUUCGAACACCCUUUCCGGCUUAUAAUCGGAUCAUUUCCAUCUUACAUUAGACAAGCGAAGAAGUAAGGUGCAAGUUUUAUUCAUCAAACAAUGUUGCAGUAUCGUGGUGCUGUACCUAAAAUUUCCACACCGAUCCAUCCUUUGAUGUAUAAUCUACACAUAUACGUAGUAAAAACAAUCGAAGCUCGGACCUAAGCAUACCAAUGAACACGAUAGAGAAAAAAAAACUCUCAAAUCUAACCACUAAAACUAUCAACCAAAAACACACCUUUGAACUAAUUGAAUGUAAAUUUGGACGUGUGGUCCGGGCACGUGUCGUGCAUUCGAUAAUGAGCCGAUAGUGCACACGAAACAGUCGAUCCCUGUCAUUGGCGAUGCAAAAACCGAAAGGCACCUACUAGGGGAAAAAGAAAGGUAAAGUUCAUUUGUUCGUUUAGCUUCACUGUUUGUUUUUUUUCCUUCUUUGCCAAGAUGGAUAAAAACCCAUUUCACUGUUUAAUUUUCCUGCUUUUUUUUUGUCUGCAUAGGAGAUGUGUGUAUGUGUGCGAGUGCAACAUCAAACCGAGCAUCAGCACCCGUUUGAAAGCAAGUGCUAGAGUGCAUUCGAUCAUACGGUGCAUCGCGCAUAACCUAACAACCUGUACCCACUAUCAUGAUGAUGAUGAUGAUGGUGAUGAUGCCAAUCAUGGGUUUUCGUUCCAUUUUGCACUCUUCCUUCCACUGUGGACGGUGCAACACGAAAUCAGCACUAGAACGGGCCACUGGGUGGCGGACAGGGUUCGUACAGGGUCCGCAAGCGAAAAUUUAAUUGAAAAUGAAUAAAUGAAGUUAUGCUGCUUUGGUGCACUUUCGUUUGAUGUGUCGAUUUUUGUUUUCCACAUUGCUCCGUUCCGCUGUCGUGCCGGUUCGGCAAUGUGUGUGUGUGUGUUUCCACCUGUACGGCGGUUCGAUACAUGCAAUCGAACCUGGGGGAGAAUGCGACACAAAGGGAGGGGCAGGGUCAAAUGAGAGAUUCUUUUUUAUUGACCAACGAACACUUGUAUGAAAAUGGCUGCAAUAAGUGACACCAUUUUAUCCAUACCAUUGAUGGUUUAUGAAUAGGGAGAAGCAAAAAUUGCAUUCCGGUGGUGGUAAACGGUACAUCAUGAUCGCGUAUGAUCGUCGCUGGUUACGUAUCGGUGUAAUAAAUUGAUUUUUUUUUCGUGUGUCACUUGCAAAGGUGCGUUAAAUAGCCAACCAAAAAAAAUGAUUCCCUUAUCGGCCAACAACAAACAAAAAAUUAAGUGCACGGAUGCACGGAGCUUCUUUUUUUAUCACCGCCUUGUUGGCUAUUAAAAGUGGGAGCACUCAGGAAAUCAGUUCAGCUUAAAAGUCAUUUGAAAUUUACCAAUAAUCGUGCACUGGUUCCACACUGUUCCCCUGUUUCCUGUUUUAGGUGAAAUGGGACCUUAUCGCUGAUUCAAAGCACACACGCUUACAGUUCAAUUCAAUCAACAGGGCACGGGACGGAGUGUGUACACCGCCCGUGCUGCUUCAAUCGCCACCCCGAGAGAAUCAACGAUAGAUUAAUUGGAUGCCCUUGUUGAAGUACGAAAUUCGUGCACCACCCGGAGGGCAAACUGUUUCGCCAACCAACCAACCCCUACGAAUGUGACUUGCAAAUCAAACCUUAUCGCGUUUCGUCCUGCCUCCACCGCUUGUUUCGUUGCAAGCAGAAUAAAUUGAUUAAUUCCACGAGCCGGGGGUGAAAAUAAAUCGCCCAUCCUCUGUCCGCUUGCCGCGAUGAUGGGGCCACAGAUUGAUCGAUGACUUUUUCACAUCGCCCUACUCGUUGAUCGACGAGCUUCCUGCAUACAUUUCGAUGUUUAUGAAACUAAUGAUACUACUCAGCAGCAUCAUUCCGGUGAAUGGCCAGGCGCCUCCAUCAACAGGGCACCGGGAAUGGCGAUACGCAAUCAACCGUUCGUGUACCGCUAACUGUCGUUCCGAACCGUCAGGAGCUUUGAUAUAAUUAAUUUUAAAUGUAUUUAUCAAUCUGCCCGUGCGAAAUUCCACUUCUGAAAGGAAAUUGAUCACACGAGCUACAGCGGGAUGCGAGAACCACAUGCUACUAGAAGCAAACGCCAUGGAAAUCACAUUAGACUGCAUCUGAGCUCCAUUUUUUUUUUGUUGCAUUUCGACUAACAUGAUUGAAAACGUUUGAUGUACGAAAGGCAUGCCAACGCAACUCCGAUACCAACGGCAAGCUGCUGCAAAACACUCAUCGCCGUCGCCGUCAACAAAAAAAAGAACUAUAUAUUUAAAAGAAGCAGAAGGAAACAUACACAUGAACAUACACAAGAA